This is a messenger RNA of Felis catus (domestic cat), 3755 nucleotides long. RefSeq names its product zinc finger protein 717-like. The record is from RefSeq and is a predicted model, not a curated record. Bases 1322 to 3052 code for a protein of 576 amino acids. Lineage: Eukaryota; Metazoa; Chordata; Mammalia; Carnivora; Felidae. Gene Ontology annotation, molecular function: DNA-binding transcription repressor activity, RNA polymerase II-specific. Gene Ontology annotation, biological process: negative regulation of transcription by RNA polymerase II. The transcript is spliced from 7 exons.
GAGCACGUCAACUAUCAAGACGAGGAGUUCCUGAAUCGGACUGGGUUGUUGAAUGAAAACGUUUCCAUAGUAAGCUCUUUCUGGGCCCAGGUAAAGCCAAUUGUCUCUGCUUGUUGGAUUACCUGCCACUGGUGCCAGGGGUGAACCUGCGUGCAGAGUCCCACCGUGGGCAACAGGGAAGCAGCGGCCCAGGGUGCACCUGAGAUGAUGGAGGGCAGCUGUGGAAAAGUGAUAGGGCCACUUACGUAACACAGCUGAAAGCCCGUUGGAGAGGCAGUCAGGCUGCCCUCUGCCAACACAUCUCUUCUGACGUGCUGACAGAGGCUGCAGCCCGCUCGGGGUCCUGCAGCCAGAAAUGGGAAGGGGCUGCAGAGGGUAGGGUCCCCCUUAACAGAGAUGCUUCAAUGCCUCACAACCUGUCUUCGCUUUUGAGUCCUGGAGGCGGAAGGAAGGGUGUGGCUUUUCCCUACAAUUUGUGGCCAUUGCUCAGUCACUAUCUUCCUGGGAGACACCAGAAUAUUUUUAAAACACUCAGAAUAUAAGAAAUUUCAUUUUGGAGAGAGUAGUACAGCAUCAAGGGGCUUUGGAGUCUGAGCGGCCCUGGGACUACGUCGACCGCUUCCUCAACAUUUUGGAGGAGGUGCGUGUGGCAGACCCCCCGUGCUGCAUGGGCGGCUGCGUGGCCCUCAUUGCAUAGAUGUUGCCUGGGCUCCGUGCACGCAGGUCCAGGUCUGAUGCCCCCUGUCUGGAAGACCCCAGGCCUCCAUGGUGUGUUUCCCCACCGCUGGGCUGACAUGUGGAGCGCGUACCUUUCCCUCAUUAACUGCCUGAUGGUUCAGUGUUUACUCAGCACUUGCUAGGCAAAGUGACCUGACUGAGACCAUCCCUCCUGCCCCCCCCAGGAGCCCAUGGACCAUCACAGAACUGCAGGGAAAUCUACAGGGAAACCGACCCAUAUUCUGAAUUUAAUGUUGAGAACCUAGCAGCUGUUGGCUCUAACCUGUUCAGUGCUGGCCAGGAGACGGUCAGCAGCACACUGUGGCUGGCCCUGCCAAUCCGGCUGAAGCACCCAGAGGUGGAAGGUAGAGUCCACAAGGAAAUCGACAGAGUGGUUUCCCCUGCAUGAGCGACAGUGCCCGGAUGCUCUACACAGACGCCGUGGUGCGUGAGGUCCAGAGAUACAUUAAUCUCGUCCCGUCCAAUCUGCCUCAUGCCGUGACUCAGGACACCGAGUUCAGACAGUGCUUCACUCGUAAGCUGUGUGUAGAGAGCCUCACACAAGAGAAUCCAGGACCUAGGAGCAAGUCACCGCAGUCCUGUCAUGACUCUGGUCCAUUGGCCCUCUCUCCCAGCUGUCCUCCCACAGUCCUCGGUGCGUUUCCAAGAGCAGCAGAACAUGCAGAAUUCAUCUCUGGGGUUGGUGUCGUUUGAGGAUGUGGCUGUGAACUUCACCUGGGAGGAGUGGCAGGACCUGGAUGAUGCCCAGCGGACCCUGUACAGGGUCGUGAUGCUGGAGACCUACAGUAGCCUGGUGUCACUGGGGCACUGCAUUACCAAACCUGAGGUGAUCGUCAAGUUGGAGCAAGGAGCAGAGCCAUGGACAGUAGAGGAACCCCUAGAGCAGAGCCUCCCAGAUGUCCAGACUGCAGGUGACCUGAUGGAGACUGGCCAGGAGUAUCAGAGCAGACUUUUGUGGCAAGUUGGAUUGGCCAACUAUGAAACGUCAACGAAGGAGAGAACCAGUUUGGGAAAAACACUUAAUUUGAGUGCAGCCGAUGUUUCAAAACUGAUUGUAAAUAACGGAAGCUACUCAGGAGUGAAGGCAGAGUUGUUUAAUGUGUGCCAGAACACGUUUCUCCCUGGUGAGCCUGGUGGGAUGCGUGUUGGAGAGAAUGCCAAGGAAUGUCAUACAACUGGGAGCCCCCUCAGGUGUGCCGAGUGUCCUAGUUGUCAUCCGAGGAAUCAGACUUUGCAGCAGCCUCUUGAAUUUAGUGGGCAAGGGAAAGACUUCAACAAGGGGGCAACACUCUGUACCUAUAGGAGAGCUCACAUGGGAGAGACUGCCUGUAGGUAUAAUGAACAUCAGGAAGCCUGUGGUAUGUCAGCUGUCACUGCCCAAGAGAGAACUCACAUAGGGGAGAAUCACUGUGGAUGUAACAAAUGGAGGAACACUUUUUGUGAGAAACCAACACAGUUGCAUCUUGGUCUAGCCGAUUUCGAGGAGCAACGCCAUAAACAUGAUCAAAGCGGGGCUAAUUUCAGCAAGAAAUCACACCUCGCUCAGCUUUCGAGAACUCUGUUAGAAGAGAAAACUUUUGAAUGUGAUGUAUGUGCUAAAACUUUCUACAAGAGGUCUAAUCUCAGUAAACAUCGGAAAAUACACACAGGAGAGAAACCCUAUAAAUGUAGCGAGUGUGAGAAGACCUUCAGUAGUAAAACAGUUCUUACAGUACAUCGGAGAACUCAUACAGGGGAGAAGCCCUAUGCAUGUGUCGAAUGUGAGAAAUCUUUCUGCCAUAAGUCACACCUGACUGUUCAUCAGAGAAUCCACACAGGGGAAAAACCGUAUGAAUGUUAUGAAUGUGGGAAAUCCUUCCCUGUGAAAACAAAACUCACCGUACAUCUGAGAACACACACAGGGGAGAAGCCCUAUGAAUGUAAUGAAUGUAGAAAAACCUUUUAUGAGAAGUCAGCUCUCACUGCACAUCAGAGAACUCACACAGGUGAGAAACUCCACGAAUGUAAAGAAUGCAGGAAAGCUUUCUGUGGGAAGUCAGCCCUCACUGUACAUCAGAGAACUCACACAGGAGAGAAACCCUAUGAGUGCAAAGAAUGUUGGAAGAGUUUCUGCCGGAGGUCAGCCCUCGCUGUCCAUCAGAGAACUCACACAGGAGAGAAACCCUAUGGAUGCAAUGAAUGUGGGAAGGCCUUCUGUCAGAAAUCACACCUCAGCAAACAUUUGAGAACUCACACAGGGGAGAAGUCAUGUAUGGCAGAGACUGGCAGUGUAUUCUCCAAGACUCACUUUCUUUUUCUCUUGGCACAUAGUUAGUCUGCAUUUCUCAGCCUUCCUUUUCCAGGACCGUGUAUCUGAGCUCUGGUUGGUGGUAUGGAAACACAGUGGUGAACGUUAAUUUAGGCCUCUCCCACAGAAACUCUUCGGUGCGCACUUGGUUGCUCAUGCCUGUGAGUCCUAAAUACAGAUGUCAUCUAGGGUAGCCUUGGGAACACAUGGCAGAAGAUGGCAAUUGUGACUUUGGACAGAAGAUGUACCCCCCAAACUCCAUGUGUAACUGACACAAGUGAGAGACAUCUAUGCUGUUGAGCUGUCCCACGUCUGGUCUUGAAGCACUGCCGCACCACCACCCUGCCAUUGCUCAUUCGCUUUAUGAGCAAGAGCAUUCUGGGACAGGUUCCGGCUUUGGUACAUCAGAAAAUUCACACAGUGGAGAAGCCUGUGUUAUGUUCUUUCAUCCCCUAGUUUGUUUAUGAAAACAAGUGAAAUCAUUGGAGAAACAAAGAAUCAACAUAUUUGAGUAUGUUUUUAUCUGUCAGAGGUAUCAUGAACACUGAGAACUAAGGAUAGUACAGCCUUGAAGUGUCUUUAAUGUGUCAAGAGUUUCAAUAAAACUUUUUUAUGUAUGAGAGAAUUUGUAAUGAAGGGAAGAUAAUCAAUUUAGGUAAUAUGGAUGAAAAAUUUCAAAGAAAUAUUAAAUACAGUAUUGAGGUAUUAAAAAAGAGUUGACUAAAUGUCA